AGUGAGUGAGUGGCUGCUGGCUGAACAUCCUAUUGUGGAUUUGUCACUCUGCUGCUGCCUAUCGGAUAUCGGAUAUCGGAUAUCAUCGCAGUGAGCGCCGACCCACUGAACCACACACCCCCCCGCACACUGAGAAGCACUUGAAAUUCAAAGUUUGAGAAAUUCUUUCGUAUCUAUAAGGAACUGAGCAGAGAGCCGCGGCCAAGAGAUGACUACGCAGGGCGUGCACACACACGAGAUAUCGGCGGCGAAGCGGGCCGCCUUCCAGGUGAUUGCCGGCGGAUCGGCUGGCUUCCUGGAGGUGUGCAUCAUGCAGCCACUGGACGUGGUCAAGACGCGCAUACAGAUCCAGGCAACGCCGGCCGUCACUGCCGUCGGCGCCGUCACUGAGGUCCACUACAAUGGCGUCUUCGACUGCUUCUCAAAGAUGUAUCGGCAGGAGGGGAUCAGCUCGUACUGGAAGGGCAUCAUGCCGCCCAUCCUGGCGGAGACACCGAAGCGCGCCAUCAAGUUUCUGGUGUUCGAGCAGACGAAGCCGCUGUUCCAGUUCGGUUCGCCGACACCCACGCCGCUCACCUACUCGCUGGCGGGCCUGACCGCGGGCACCCUCGAGGCCAUCGCCGUCAACCCUUUCGAGGUGGUGAAGGUGGCCCAGCAGGCGGAUCGCCAGAAGAAGAUGCUCAGCACCUUUGAGGUGGCGCGCGGCAUCGUUCAGCGCGACGGGCUCGGGCUGAAUGGCCUCAACAAGGGCGUCACCGCGACCAUGGGCCGCAACGGCGUCUUCAACAUGGUCUACUUUGGGUUCUACCACAGCGUGAAGAACGUGGUGCCCGAGAACGAGGACAGCACCCUCGAGUUCCUGCGCAAGGUGGCCAUUGGCUUCACGGCCGGCACGCUGGCCUGCUUCGUGAACAUCCCCUUCGACGUGGCCAAGUCGCGCAUCCAGGGCCCCCAGCCAGUGCCUGGCCAGAUCAAGUAUCGCGGCACACUCAGCUCCAUGCUGACCGUCUACAAGGAGGAGGGCUUCCGCGCCCUCUACAAGGGCAUCGUUCCGAAGAUCAUGCGCCUGGGACCCGGCGGCGCCAUUCUCCUGCUUGUCUUCGAGUACUCCUACGAGUAUUUGCAGCACAACUACUCCUAGUCGGCUGUACCAACCACAACAAACAGCAUAGUCCUAAGACCUAUUUUUUUUGUUUGCUUUCUGCUAUACAUUUUGCUACAUUUAUACAUACACAUAUACAUGCAUACAUACUAGGUACUAAAUACACACGUGCACGUGCAAGUUGUUUCUGUAUUGUUUCUGUCGUGUGAAUAAAGACGA
This is a messenger RNA of Drosophila obscura, 1321 nucleotides long. Its product is annotated as mitochondrial 2-oxodicarboxylate carrier. NCBI's taxonomy places the organism in Eukaryota, Metazoa, Arthropoda, Insecta, Diptera, Drosophilidae. The coding region runs from base 209 to 1141 and encodes 310 amino acids. The transcript is spliced from 2 exons. The record is from RefSeq and is a predicted model, not a curated record.